Numida meleagris (helmeted guineafowl) is the source of this 587-nucleotide messenger RNA. RefSeq names its product SS nuclear autoantigen 1 (gene SSNA1). The record is from RefSeq and is a predicted model, not a curated record. Lineage: Eukaryota; Metazoa; Chordata; Aves; Galliformes; Numididae. The coding region runs from base 82 to 483 and encodes 133 amino acids. Gene Ontology annotation, cellular component: centrosome; ciliary basal body. The transcript has 3 exons.
GACGGCCCGCCAUGCCGCGGACAGCCCCGCGCCCAACGCCUCCAUCGCCCGCAGGAAGGGGCGGAGCGUUGGGGCCGCGCGAUGAGCGGAGCGGGGGAAGCGCUGCAGGGAUACAACGCCGCGCUGCUGGAGGGGCUGGCCGAGCUCCGCGCCCGGCGGGAUGAGCUGAGCGGGCGGAUCCGGGAGGAGGAGGCGGAGCGCGGCCGGCUGCAGGGCCGCAUCGCGGCGCUCACCGAGCGGUUGGCCCGCAGCUCCGAGCGCCUGGCCCGGCACCUGGCUGCGCGCCGCCAGCUGGACGCGAGCAUCGCCGAGAGCGAGGCGGCCUACGGCAAGGCUGCCCUGAGAGGCGGUGCUGCCCCGUCCCUGCAGGCAGCCAAGGUCCUGAGCGCUGCUGGAGCUGUGCGUGCCCCUGUGCCCUGCGGGGAGUGGGACCCGAUGGCCUUUAAGGUCCCUUCCAGCUCGAACAAUUCUGUGAUUCCGUGACUGCUCCUUCCUGUGCACGGGGUAACAGUUGAGUUCAGUUCUUAUUUCAAGCCCCAGGCAGCUGUUUUUUAAGAAAUAAAAGAUUUUUUCCAGGUGGUUGCCUA